This is a messenger RNA of Haplochromis burtoni (Burton's mouthbrooder), 3462 nucleotides long. It is a transcript of the gene nostrin, whose product is annotated as nitric oxide synthase trafficking. Gene Ontology annotation, molecular function: protein binding. Lineage: Eukaryota; Metazoa; Chordata; Actinopteri; Cichliformes; Cichlidae. Gene Ontology annotation, cellular component: cytoplasm; plasma membrane. Bases 1578 to 3317 code for a protein of 579 amino acids. The transcript is spliced from 16 exons. Gene Ontology annotation, biological process: signal transduction. The record is from RefSeq and is a predicted model, not a curated record.
CGCGGUUGCUUAAUACCUCAAAUUUAUACUACUGUGGAUCUGCUGGAGCGUUAGGGUGAGGUUAGGAACUCAAAUGCUGGACACAGAGGUUGACAAGGUCAACACAACAACAAAAAUAUUGAUUGGGAUUCUCAGAAGGAGAUAAUACACAUUGAAAUGUUACUUUUGAAUAAAUAUUUUAGGGAUAUAAGUUAUUAAGUAGUUAGAGCUGAAUAAUGUGCAGAUUUGAUACAAAAGGUAAGAACAAAAUUGAAAUGUAAAAAAAAAAACAGAAGCACAAGAAACAAACAUAUGGAGCACAAAUAUAUUAUCUUACGAGGUAAAGAAAAGCCUCUGUGGACACAUACAGACCCACCAAUAAAUGGGGCAGACAAUCACAAAAUAGGUAAGUAUUUAAGUAAAGUUUAUUUACAGAGUGCUUUUCACAGACACAAAGUGGUUUCCAACACAAAAAGUAAAAACUAGAAAAUGGGGAAAAGAAAAGCAGUAAGCUAAACCAAAAGAAAACAAGAGAAGCAUUCAUAGUAAAGCAGAUAGUAACUGAAAGACAAAUAAGUAAUACCUGGCCUUGAAGAAUACCAAGAAGGAGGAUGACAGAGGCGGAGGAAACCAGAAAGGAAUAAAAAGAGAAGCACAGCCAAACAAACCCAUUUAACACAAAAUAUAGAGUGAAAAAAUCCAGGACUAGGACAAUAUCUAAUACCCCAGAAUCCUAAUCAUUAAAAAUAAUGCAGUCUAAAUAGGUUUUACAUUAAACAACUAAUACUCCAUUAGCAAUUUCAAAGUCAAAUUAAACUUUAUUGUCAUCUCUGCUAUAUACAGUACAGUAUAUAGAGAGACCAGACGACGAGGCUCCAGUUCCAUUCAGUGCAAAAGACAAUAAAUAUAAUAAGAGAAAUAAAUAUACAGUUCAAGACUAAGGUAAUAGGAUCAAUAACAAUUUACAAUUUGAAUGAUUUUAAGUGACCAGUGUAGCAGCUUGUAAACAUGAGCAGGAUAGGCAACUGAUGGGUCUGACUUGGCUCAGUUCAGUUUUGUGGGAUGCCAGCUGGUUGUGCGUUUGGAUCACUUAUGCAGGCCAAACUUACCAGAUUUAAUUGAUUGUUCAAUGUUCAAAGGAAGAUAUGUUUCAUACCAAGUAGCCAAAUAAAGUAGAAACUGCUCAUUACUAACGUUUUAAACUGUUAUUACCAAAUAGACAUGAAAUAAAACCACGCAAGUCCUUAUAGAAUAAUUAUUACCAAAACAUCACAACCUAACAACCUAAAAGUAUUAACUUUACUUACUUUCUUUAACUUUCUCUAAAGGGUUAUUAGGAAACUCAGCCGGUUUAAUUAGCUUGAACAUUAUAUAAAGUAGUUCUAUUUGGUCGUAUCCUUUUAUUUAUUUAUGUUUGCUAAAAGCGUGGACAGACCUUUUUGUGGUGUUUAUAUAUUCCCCCGUCCUGAAUCGGUUGCACAUAAACCUGCUGCCUUCCAGCUUGAGUUUAAGCUUGCAGCUUCUUCCGGUUUUUUUUUUUCCCCCCUCUCAUUGGAAUUUUCCUUUGGCGCAAUGCAUAAAGCUCAGGUGGUUUGCGCAUGAGUAACUUUGGGAGGAGGGUGGUCAAAGUUCCAGGUACAAAGUCAACAAACAGCCACAGUCUUAAGAUGAAGGAACCUACCACCACCUGCUCUUAUCACCAGCUCUAUCAAAAUGCGAAACAAUAUUCAAAAAAUGGGGAAUACUUCUGCAAAGAGCUCAUGUCCGUUUUCCAGCAAAGGGCAGAGUUGGAGCUUACUUACUCCAAAGGCCUACAAAAACUCGCGGGCAAACUCAUCAGGGCCUCCAAAGGAAUGUCAAACAAUUCCACCCACAGUGCCUGGUGUCAUGUGUCAGAUGAGAUGUACUCAAGAGCAGACGCCCACAGAUCAGUAGGAAAUGCAUUUCAGCAGGAAGCAAUUCUGGAAAUACGACAAGUCUUAGACGAGCAUAAUAAGAGGAAGAGGCCUCUUGACAGUGCCAUUGAAAGAACCGGAAAGCUUGUUACUGCUAACUGGAGUGAGCAACUGAAGAUCAAAAAGAAAUUAAUUGGACUAACAAGAGAACACGAGGAUCUGUUCAACUUUGUUGAAAACAACAAACACAUCUCCACUGAGAAAGAAAAACAGAAGAUGCUUAACAGGCUGACUAAGUCAGCAGAGAUGCAGGCGCGGGUGGAUGAGGAGUACUUUAAUAUCAACAUGGAGGGUCAUCAGAUGAGACUCAAGUGGGAAAACACAUUGAAAAACUGCUACCAGAUCAUACAGGAGCUGGAGAAGCAACGGAUUGAACUUCUAGGCAACAUCCUAAAAAGAUAUAACCUCCAAAUGUACAGCUUUGGACAGACCCUCAAACAUGGCCAAACACAGAUAGAACAGGCGGUCCAAAGGGUGGACACUGAUAAAGACAUACAAGCCCUGGUGGAAGAGAACAGAAACACCACUGAAGAUCACAACGUCGAGUUUUUGAUGGCUGAUUAUUUCGAGGAAGACAGCAAAUCAUUCAUGGACAAAGACAGAAGAAGAAAGGCAAUCAAGCUUAAACUUCAGCGCCUCGACGAGAAUAUUACGAAAACAAAGAAAGACUGUGAAGGAAUUGAAAAACUUAUGAAAACAUACUCUGAAAAUCCAUCUUUUUCCAACCAAAAGAAUCUUGAGGAAACCGAGCAGCAGCUUGAUGAGAAUACUCUAAAACUGGAUCUCCUGGAGGCUACUCAUUACAAACUCUCUACAUCGCUGUCUAAAUUAGAAGGGAAACCAAAGUCCCAUCACCGGUUCAGCAACAGUAUUCUGAAAUGGAAGGACAAGGACUGUGAACAUAGUCUAGUUCAGCUGGCUCGUCCAGUCAGACUCAGGAGGACACCCUUCAGAUCCCGGCAGUCACUGAGAGCUUCCAUCAUUUACAAAGGACCACCUCUGUUUGUGGCACAGCAGUCUGUGGAUCCUUCAAAAAAUGCCACUGACCAGGUCAGUUCUACAAGCCCAACACAGGAAAGUCAAACUGCAGAGAGUGGCAGCACUGUUAAUGGAGUCUUGGAGCCUCACACGGAAGAGGACAAAGGACAAGCAGAUAAAACAACCCCAGAGUUGUGCAGUAUAGGAAAAUGCAAGGCCAUUUACAACUUCACCCCUGAGCACGACGAUGAACUGGCUCUGAACGAAGGAGAUUUACUAGACAUUUAUUCCAAGGAAGAAAACGGCUGGUGGUUUGGCAUGUUGAACGGGCAGAUGGGCCAUUUCCCAUCAACCUAUGUUGAAGAGCUACCUCGGUUAAGCAGCAUUAAAUCAUCUGAUGCCUGACCGACCCUGAAUCAAAUUCUAACCACAGCGAUGCCAAACAUUCAUUAGAAACUUAGUCUGAAAGGAACAAUAUCUGUGUAUGCACCGAUUUUAAUUUGGUUAAUUAUUCAACAUUUGUCACAUUCAGUUCUUGUAUAUUUAUGAA